This is a messenger RNA of Quercus lobata, 921 nucleotides long. RefSeq lists its product as uncharacterized. The coding region runs from base 500 to 889 and encodes 129 amino acids. The record is from RefSeq and is a predicted model, not a curated record. NCBI's taxonomy places the organism in Eukaryota, Viridiplantae, Streptophyta, Magnoliopsida, Fagales, Fagaceae. The transcript has 2 exons.
GAUUUCAAACAAGAUGAUUGCCCAGAUAAGGGCAACGCCGAUAGACAUUCCAGGUUCGUUCAAACCGGGCUUGAGCAAUGCUUGGAAGAAUCUAUUCCCUAUCACUCCUAUUAGCAACAAAACAGGGAACCUUGCCUUGGACCAUCCAGCUUGGGUUCAAACGCCUAACCCAUGGUGGAGGUUUAUAACAGACACCUCCCUAUUGUCUUGGGAGAAAGCAGAGACUUUGAGCAGGCAAAGGAGGCCGUUAAUCAUGCCUCACUUCGAUAAAUCAGGAUGGAUCGUUCAAGAGAGAAGGAUUAUGGAUUUCAGAGGGUUGGCUUCAGCACACAUGGGGAAUCAUCCUAUGUUGAAGCUAAUUAAAAUUCUGGUUCCGAUCAAGAGAUGUGAUCUAUUGCUUUGUUGCAAAGAGGACACAAUGGGGAUCCUCAAGUAUAUGAUGGUAUGGAAACUAGACUAGACAACGUCCAAGGAUCUUGUGAGGAGGCUAGGUUGGAGCAUGGUGGAUGUAGCAUUGAUGAAUCCUAAUCGAAUUGAAUAUCCUUUGGGUCAGUUUGCUCAAAUGAAUGUCUUAAUGUGGAAUUACAGGGGUGAGUUAAAGCCUGAUUUUAAGAGAAGGAUUUUUGAGAUGGUUGUGAAUCAUAAUAUGGCGAUCAUGGUGAUUAUGAAGACUAGAAUGGGUGGAGAUAGGGCUGAGAGGAUCAUUGCUAACCUACCAUUUGAUGGUUUUAUCACAACUAAGACAACUGAUUACGCAAGGGGCCUAUGGGUGCUUUGGAAGAAGGAUGAAGCCGAAAUUGAAUUGCUUGCUUCCACAGAACAAGAAAUUCAUGCCACUAUUAAGCUUGACAAUGUCUCCAUUCAAGAAAUUAGCCGUGAAAGGAAGUAGUAGCAAGGGAAAAGAACCAGUGAUUAGUCUUG